Saxophila tyrrhenica is the source of this 528-nucleotide messenger RNA. RefSeq lists its product as uncharacterized. NCBI's taxonomy places the organism in Eukaryota, Fungi, Ascomycota, Dothideomycetes, Mycosphaerellales, Extremaceae. Bases 1 to 528 code for a protein of 175 amino acids. Gene Ontology annotation, cellular component: endoplasmic reticulum. The transcript has 2 exons. Gene Ontology annotation, biological process: sphingoid catabolic process. The record is from RefSeq and is a predicted model, not a curated record.
AUGGCAUUGAACCUCGAGAAACAGCUACUCUUUGCAACAAACACACCUUCCAUACCUCUGCCUGGGUACCUGACGAUUCCUAACCUUCCGGCCAACUUUGGAACUAUAUUAUGCACGCUCUACAGCACACUCUAUGUCUUGAUGGAACCCGUCGCCGGUGGCCUUCUAGCUCCCUUACUCCUUGCAGGCACGGCUUACUCCAACCACUUGACGUUCGCUUACGGGAUGAAGGCGAAUUAUAUCGCUCUAGGAGUCCACGUCUUCUCCUGGAUCGCGCAAUUCGUCGGUCACGGGGUCUUCGAAGGGCGAGCGCCGGCUUUAUUGGACAAUCUGGUGCAAGCGCUGUUCCUCGCGCCGUUCUUCGUCUGGAUGGAGGUCCUGUUCGCGUGCGGGUACCGGCCAGAGUUGAAGGCGAGGUUAGAUCAGAGUGUUGCGAAGGAGAUCGAGAAGGCGAAGGCUGAGAAGGAAGCGAAGAAAGGCAGUGGGGAGGUGAAGGCCAACGGAGAUGCCAACAGGAAAGCCAAGUGA